Messenger RNA from Paramecium sonneborni, 546 nucleotides. The record is from the annotation of a GenBank genome assembly. NCBI's taxonomy places the organism in Eukaryota, Ciliophora, Oligohymenophorea, Peniculida, Parameciidae.
AUGAUAAUUUAUCAUAACUUCAAAAAUUUAUUUUAACCAUUUUAAUAAAUAUAUGCUUCAAAUAAAGAAAUAAGACUCAACAUUAUAUUUCUUGAAUCUACAUUAUUUUGUUCAAAUUAAAAUACUCGUUUGGUAGAGUAUUUUAAAUUAAAUGAAAAUGUUAAUCGAUACGAAUUGUUAAAUAAGUUAGUAAAUAAAUUUCCGAUCUAAUAAAUAUAUGGUUCAUUUAAUAGAAUUUUGAUUCUUAGCUCUAAUAAUAAAUAUUAUUAAUAUAUUUACAAUAAAAAAAAAGAUAAUUUUGAAAAAGGAGAGCUUUCCAAAGAAAAAGGUUCUAUUUUAUCUUAGAUUGAAUUUUUAGAUGAAGGAAACUCCUUUUUAGAAUUGAGUUACCAAGGUGACAUCAAAUUAUGGAGAUUUAUUAAUUAAGAGCUUUAAAUUAUAAAGGUUGUAAAGCUUUAGCAACACAUUACUAGUGCCAGUGUUUCAAAAAAUAAAAAUACUUUAAUUAUUGGAUUGGCAGAUGGAACUAUCAAGGUUUUAAUUUGA